AUGGGCCAAGGAGAGUCAGUUUUUCAGGGUAAUGAUUUAGAAGAUUAUAAGGCAUUAACUUUUUUAACUGGUCCUGAAAUUACACAAGUUCUAAAAAGAUUUCGUGAACUUGUAGCAAUAAAUAAGCCGCAUCAAAGUUAUACUAAAUGGCGUCUAUCGAAAAAACAAGCUGUUAAUAUAAAUGAACUUUAUCAAAAUCCAUUUCGUGAACGAAUUGUUGAGGUAUUUUCUUCACAAAAUGAUGGUUCAAUUUCAUUUGAAGAUUUUCUUGAUAUGAUGAGUGUUUUUUCAGAAAAAGCACCAAAAUCUGUUAAAGUUUCUUAUGCAUUCAAAAUUUAUCAAGGAAUUUAUAAAGGUGAACGACCAGGGGGCGCUGCGGCGACUCCAAAUGCUAUUGAUUUGUAUGAUAUCAGAGAAAUUGUUCAUCGUUUAUCAGGAGAAAAUUUUGCUGAUGAAGAAUUAACCAAAAUUGCCGAAGCGGUUAUAAAUGAAGUUGAUCUUCGCGAUGAUAAAACAAUUACUUCUGAAAUUUUUGAAUAUUUUCUUUCUAAUGUACCAGAUUUUCCAUCAUCGUUUGUAAUUCCAUUGAGUGAUGGAAAAGAAGAUCGACAUGUAACAUCAACAGUUUCUGUUCAACCUGAUGCAACAGUACCAUCAGUAAAACAUCGAAGACAUAGACAAAAUGUAUAA
Messenger RNA from Adineta steineri, 690 nucleotides. NCBI's taxonomy places the organism in Eukaryota, Metazoa, Rotifera, Eurotatoria, Adinetida, Adinetidae. The record is from the annotation of a GenBank genome assembly.